UGGCUGUCAGUUGUCAUUAUUAGGGGAGGAAAUAGCAAUAAGUCCAAUGUAUUUUUAUUAAUCUUUACUAUUUGUUUGUUAUGUUAUGUAAAUGUAGUUUAGGACAUUUUGUUAGACUUAAAUUGCAAGCAAUAUGCAUUUUUCAAUACCGGACACGCAAGAAUUAAACGAAGGAAAUGGGUCAACAUUUAUUGGAUACAACAUACACAUUAAUGGCGUGUUCCAUUGCACGGUGAGGUACAAGCAACUGCACAAUUUAAAUGAACAGUUAAAAAAGGAAUUCGACAACGUUCCACCGUUUCCGCCGAAAAAACUUUUGCCUCUGACUGGCGGCCAAUUGGAAGAACGCAGGGCACUGUUAGAGAAAUACAUUCAAUUAGUGGGACAAGACUCGAGGCUUGUCACUUCCGAACUGACCAUAGGAUUUCUGUUAUCUGCUCAACAAGAAACGACAUGCGAAAAGUUACAACAUAUCAGCUUAGAUAUAUACACGAUGAACAAUUACCAAAUCCCACUUCGAGUCUCCACCUUUGACAGGACCGAGCAGGUUUUGGCCAAGGCAUUGAAGCAUCUCAAUUUACCUUUAGAAUAUUUACAAUAUUUUUCGCUGUUUCUCAUUCGACGGGACAACAAUGGGGACAUUGUCAUAUUGAGGAAGUUGCUGGACUUUGAAUCUCCAUAUAUGUCACACAGAACUAUUAGAGAACCCAACAAGAUUGUGAUAAGGAAAAGCUACUGGGAUAUAAGCUAUGACUUAGAUUUAAUGAAUGAUCCUAUAGCAUUGAAUUUACUCUAUUUCCAAACUGUCAGUGAUAUUGAAAGGAAUUGGAUAUUGUGCACAAAAGAAGUCAAAUCCCAGCUAACCAACUUGCAAGUAAAAUUAGCCAAACGUGAAUACUUGGAGCUUGCGAGGACAUUGAAAUAUUAUGGUUUCAUACAAUUUGCUCCGUGCUACUGUGAUUACCCGCAACCAUUAACCAAAGUAUUAAUUGCAAUAGGCGAUCAGAUGUUAAGUAUGAGGAUUAUAGGCCCCGGUCAGGUUGUCAAAGAAGGUUGUUUCGAAGUGACGAGGAUGAGGUGCUGGCGAAUAACUGCUACACAUAACAAACACGACAUUGCUGCAAAUAGCAGAAGCAAUAACACAGGGGUUGAAUUAUCCUUUGAAUAUUUGAUGGCUAAAGACACACUACAAUUAAUAACGAUCACCAGCGAUCAAGCAAUUCUGAUGUCGGUGUGUCUGCAAUCGUUGGUGGACGAGUUGCUGAUGAAAAAGAAGGGCAUUAGAAAGAAGCAGAAGUUCUACAGCAAAUCUGGAAACUGGUCUUAUAUGAAAAGGGACGGCUCCAGCCAACUAAUUGUCUUUGACAACCAGGAUUCAGUUGAUCCAUGUGAUGAAGAGGACGCAGAUCCUACAAGGAUGCAAGAAUCGUUCUCGAUAAAGAAACUCCAGGAGAAGUUCUCGACGGUGUCCUUUAAAUCAGGCAGAGAGUUCAUCGAGAAUCACGCUUUCGAAGGGAUUGGUGAUGAGGACUUGUAAAAAGAUUAACGAAUCUUACUUUUGGUGAUGACUAAUUUUAUUGAAAUUAUUGGCGAAUUGACGUGCUAAAAUGUGGAUUUUGAUUUUAAGGUGCUAAUAACUUGUCCAAAUCAAUUACUUGCCAUUGCAUUCUAAAUAAUUUGGCAAAUAAAUGAGGUCAAACCUCAACAGUCCAUUUUAUGUGCCAAAAACUAAUUAGAUUGUACUAAAAUAUUUUACUAAAAUCAGCAAUAUAUUUAUAUAUAAUUGUAAUGAGUAAUUGAUUAAAUUCAUCCAAGUCAUUGAUCACUGCAUUCUCCAUUUGAAUGUGCUCAAUCAGAUUUCUUAUUGUUUAAUUGUACCUGAUAAGAUGGAAUAAAACAAAUUUUAAAUGCUCAUUUACGAUAUGUUGCAAGUACAUACUACGUUUUAUUAAUUCAGACUUACUUUCAUUUGUUUGUUGUAAUGCAUUAUAUGUGCAAAAUGUUCCUAAAAUAAUUGUAUACAUGUUCUAAAUGGUAAAUACAUAUUGUGUUAUGUAAACGUUUUUAGUGAUGUCCGUUUGGUAAGUGUUUUGCAACAUGAAAUAAUUUUAAGUCGGAAUCUCGGAUCUAAAAAUUAAUUGUAAGCGUUAUUGUUUAUGAGAGCGAGCUCAAUUUUUUAUAAACUCUCAUUUAUUAUUUAUUUUGGCAUGAUAAAUUUGCCAAUUGUAAUUUGCUGAAAGAAAUUGAAUUUAAUAGAACUAGUCUUGUACUUAUAUAUAAAUAUUUUUAUACGUAUUCAUUUCAUGUUGUGUAUACUGCCAUACACUCUACAUACAUUCCUGUAGAGCUUCCAAACAUAUUUACCCUAUUAUUUUAUAUUUUUAUAUCUAAAACGUAUUUUAACAAUAACGUCUAUGUAUGUAUUAAUUAUGGAGAAAUUUUAAUAAAAAACGAUAUGCAUUUAA
Messenger RNA from Aethina tumida (small hive beetle), 2465 nucleotides. It is a transcript of the gene Snx17, whose product is annotated as sorting nexin-17. NCBI's taxonomy places the organism in Eukaryota, Metazoa, Arthropoda, Insecta, Coleoptera, Nitidulidae. Gene Ontology annotation, biological process: intracellular protein transport. The record is from RefSeq and is a predicted model, not a curated record. The transcript has 6 exons. Gene Ontology annotation, cellular component: early endosome. The coding region runs from base 134 to 1537 and encodes 467 amino acids. Gene Ontology annotation, molecular function: phosphatidylinositol binding.